UCUUUGCCCGUGUUUCCAAUCGCACGCGAGUCCCAUCGCUGGCGCAGCUUCAUCGCUCCCGGAAGCUUGAGUGUCUGAGACAGUGUUGUUGAUCCGGUGUCUUGCGGACUACUUGCAGAUAUUGACCUCGCGGCCCCACACGAGCGCCAGCGUGAUCUCAAUUCUCGCGGAGACGCACACGAGGACACAGAGAGUGGUGGCAUUUAAUAAGGAUAUCCUGGGGAGGGAGAGUGUGAGUGCAGAAGCGGAGGAAAAAGUUGAGUGAUGAUGGAUGAGCAAACUGGACUCUCAGGUCCGACAUUCAACUGUGAAACAUGAUAAACAUAAUUAGUGCGGCACCGUAGAGCACAUGAGAAGUUGAGGUAGUGGCGCGGGAUUCCCUCAUUUUAAACAUCAAGUGAGUUAUGAUUUCCCCGUGGGAACUGUGGAUUUACCGCCACCACCUCUGUUGCUUCCGAUAAGGUUGUCCAGUGUGCACACCCUUCGAGCAACAAGCCCCGCGCUCGGUUUUUUUGCCCAGCAUCGCUGAAAGUCACCCAUGGGUCGGGGUGCAGAGCAUACGAAAAUGCUGAUAAAUUAUGCACUGAGUAAAGCACUGAAAGCGCUCUAAGUGAUUGGUCUGUGUGCUGAGAAAACUUCCAUCAAAGUAAAGAGGGUGUGAGCCGCGCAAACCCUCAAAGGUGGGAUAGAAGGAAGGAAGAAGAAGAAAAAAAAACGAGUGGAAAAUAAAAUGAGUUAUAGAAACUUUUCCGGUGGAGAAAGUUGAGACGAAAAGUCCAGUGGAUAAAUUCAACAGUCGUGCUUUUUUCCUCUCGCAGUGCGCGAAAAUUUUUUUGCCACGAUCCCCUCCAUCGUGUGUUUGUGUGCCACAAAGAGCACGCCAAGGAGUUGAAAUUUGAUCAAGUGCACUCACAGAAAAUGCAGUCACCUCUGUCGAACCUGAGGUGCAUCCUUCUGCUGCUCGUGAUAGCGACAGGUACAGCAUUAUCCUUGCGAAUAAUCCAAAUGAGUGUCCCGCCUGUGAUCAGGAGUGGUGACGACGGGAAUCUCAUGUGUCUGUACGACUUGGAAGGAGAGCAUCUCUACUCCACGAGGUGGUACAAAGGACGACGCGAGUUCUACAGAUACACGCCAAAGGAGAAUCCGGCGAAGAAGACUUUUCCAGUGCCAGGAAUUAAUGUUGAGAUAAGCAAGUCAAAUGCAAGUCACAUAACUCUCAACUCGGUGGAGCUCUCGAGUUCUGGCAGAUACAGUUGCGAAGUCACCUUGGAUGCACCAUCCUUCAUGACGGGAUUCAUAUCCAGUGAUCUGGAGGUUGUUGAAUUUCCACAGCAGCGACCAUCAAUAAGUGGCGCCAAAUUGAAGUAUCGAGUGGGAGACGUCCUCACAGCGAAUUGUUCAUCGAAACAAUCAAAACCAGCUGCCAAUCUGACGUGGACAAUAAAUGAUGCUCAAGCUAGUUCAUCCCACGUUCGACUGUACAAGCCAGUGAAGGAUGAGACAACAAAUUUGGAGACAUCAAUUCUUGGAGUACAUUUCCUUGUAGCGCGUCAGUAUUUUUUACAAGGAAAAUUGAAGAUUAAGUGCACCGCCCAAAUCUACAAUGUCUACAAUCAAUCCACGGAGCAAAUUCUGGAGGAGGAUCGACCGCAGGUGGUGGUGUUGUCGUCGGAUUCAUCGCCUCUGGGGCCGCCCAACGUCAACAUGGUCCACUCGCCGUAUGAUCAAUCUUCAUUGCACGACGAAAUCGAGAACGAUGCAUUCAUGACGCACAUCCAAGCUGAUAUGUCAUCAUCCAGAUCCCCAAUUACAAUUUCGCCAUUUGCUUGUCUCUGGUGGAUCUCAUUAAUAACAAUUACAUCAGCACUGUUACACUUGAUGAGUGUUGAGCUCUACGCAGCCAUUGCACUGUUGGAUUGAAUUGGCGUGGCAUCGGCAUCAAAGUCACGGACAAUGGUGGCCAGAGCCCCAGAUCAGAUGUCAACGAGUAAAAUGGGGGGGAUAUUAUAUGUCUUCUUUGACGGAUAAUAAUUAUUUUCUGGCCAAAUUGCUCACCCAAGUCCGACUCUCUCUCGCACUUUGAUUGAGGAUCUCAACAUUUUAUUGUUAUUACUUUUAGGAGGAAAAAUACAAAUGUAAUAAUAAGUAUAAUAGAAAAGCAUGAGAGUGUGGAAGCUACUUCAAUCUGAUAAUUUUUCACUCUGACAUGUGGGGAAAAACAACGAGGCGAUGGAAUGACGGGGCAGAAUGGAAAAUUUUGCUGUGAGAUGAAAAAUUGAGAGAUAUGAAACUGUUUCAGCAUUAAUUCUGUCUUGGGUGCUGAGCGCAUAUGAAAGAGAGGAGGCGGGGGGGACACUCUGUGAGAAUAGGCGAAAAAAAAGUGAAAAUAGAACUUAAAUUAAUGAAACAUUAUUACUAAGUAUGAGUGACUUUCGCAGAAUGUCGAGAAUUUUUCAAACUUCACAGGGUGCUUCAAGUUUGUCACUUCAGAGAGAUUUUUCUUCGCAAAAAACCAUCAAACUUUCUUCGCAUUGACGCAGAGCGGACAGAUAGAGUAUUUUUUUCCCAAAAAUUCCUUCAUUAUGCUCCUCUUCAAUUUUCCUUCUCCUUCAGACCUUCUCCAAGUCGCCCCAGACUAAGCAAAAUAUUUCUUCUGUCAAUAAGUAUUUGAUGAAAACAAAUUGACAAAUCACAGACAGAGAAAAUAUUUGACUGUCUCUCUUCGUUGAUUUAUGCAAUUCUGCACAUGAUCCGCCGACCUUUCCUUCUCUCCCUAUUUAACAAGUUCCACCUCGCUUGAAAAGAAAAGCCUAAUCGAUGAAGCACCCUCAACGCAUACAACGGUGGAAAAAAAAUGUAAGAGUUUCCGUAAUUACCAAAAAAAAAGAAAAGAAAGAAAAUAGCUACUGUGUGUACGAAUUUCAAUAAUUUCUAAGACAUAGAAAAACCAUUACGUGAAGAAAAGUUUGAUAAUAGAACAAAUGUAGUGGAAUUUCUUGAAAAAAAAAGAAGAAUCCCUCACGGGCGAGUGUAUAUAAAAUAAAUAAAAAUAUGGACUUAAGCUUGAAGAAAACUGAAAAUUGUACAUAGUGAAAUGUGUAUGUAUAGAGGGAUUUAUGAUUUUUUAUUGUGACGCUUCUUCCAUCCCUUUUCCAGUUGUGGUGGACGAGAAUAAGAGAAAAAAAAACCACCAACAAAAUUGACUCUGGUUAUAUAAAUGUGUAUAUAUUAAAUGAUUGAAUGGCUGUAUAUAGAUUGAAGAAUGGUGAAGAAGGAAAAAAAUAACAUUGGAAGAACAAACCGAGUAUUAGGAGAAAAUUGAUGGAAAAUCGACUACAAAGCAAUUGGCCAAGCUAUAGGUCACUCAACCAUUUUCCAAUUAACUUUAUUUACUUUUCAUCGAAAUGAUGGCAACAACAAUAAUGAAUAUUGGGUUUUAUUAAUAAUCUAAAGUACCUCGAGGGGACGAGGCGCGUCUCCGCCCAAACUACCAACUUUCUCACCACCCACAAGAGUAUUACAAUAUACGGUAAAUAAAUUUAUUGUUUCGACCUUUCAAACGAAAAACUGGCUCAUCCCAAAAACUAGAAACUAAUUGAACAGACCUAUUUAGGUUCAGAAUAAGUAUGAUAAAUUGAAAUCAACAUAGAUGAGAAAGGAUUAACUUGUACUGAUAGUAUGAAGUGGAUUAUGAAGUAAUAUUAAAAAUGAUAAUAAUUGUUAGAUUGAUGUUUAUUACAUGAAAUGGAAAAAAAAGAAAAGACAACAAUAAAUAUAUAUGACUUUUAUCAUAAAAA
This is a messenger RNA of Phlebotomus argentipes, 3797 nucleotides long. RefSeq lists its product as uncharacterized. Lineage: Eukaryota; Metazoa; Arthropoda; Insecta; Diptera; Psychodidae. The record is from RefSeq and is a predicted model, not a curated record. Bases 919 to 1920 code for a protein of 333 amino acids. The transcript is spliced from 7 exons.